AUUGUUUUGGGUGAAAUGGCAAAGAAGAUGAAGCUGAAAUUUGAUAAAUAUUGGGGUGCUCCAGAAAAAAGGAAUAAGAUGAUUUUUAUAUCAUGUGUUUUGGAUCCUCCCUAUAAAUUUAAUUCUCUUAGUUUUGGACUUAAAAAGAUGUUUGGGGACAAAGGGCCCGGUAUAGAAAAAGAUGUGCUAAAGUACAUGACUUCAUUGUUUAAUGAGUAUGUGAAGAACGAUUCAAAAGAUAAAGGUAGUCAACUUUCUUCAAUAGAAGUGGCAACUUCCAGUUCAAGGCUCGAACCUAUAGGAGAAUUUGGUGACUUCUAUGAGGAAUUAUUUAGACAUACAUCUGGAAGUGGAGGUGCAGAUUCUAAGUCAGAGUUAGAAAAAUAUCUUGCAGAAGAUAUUGAAAUUGGAAGACAAGAUUUUAAAAUAUUGCUUUGGUGGGAAGUUAACUCACCUAGAUUCCCCAUUCUUUCUGAGAUGGCUCGAGAUGUGUUAGCUAUUCCUAUUUCAAGUGUGGCAUCCGAAUGUGCUUUUAGUACUGGAGGGUGCGUUCUUGAUUCGUUUAGGAGUUCAUUAACUCCUAAAUUGGUACAAGCUCUAGUGUGCCUUCAAGAUUGGAUUCGGAGUGAACUAACACCCAUAAGUAUUGAGGAAGAUUUAGAUUCCCUCGAGCAACUUGAAAAAGAUAUGGCCAAUCUUGGAAAAAAACCUUCUGUUGAUGACAUGUAGAAGUGUAGAUUGUUAAGAGAUGAAACUUUGGUUUAACCAUGCCUCGACUUUGUGGUUCUAAAGCUCGAUCACCUGUUUGGGAUCACUAUGAAAAGCUUGAAGAAAAUGAUGAUGGAUGGUGCACCAUACAGUGCAUUUAUUGUGG
Lycium ferocissimum is the source of this 874-nucleotide messenger RNA. Its product is annotated as zinc finger BED domain-containing protein RICESLEEPER 3-like. The transcript has 3 exons. The record is from RefSeq and is a predicted model, not a curated record. Lineage: Eukaryota; Viridiplantae; Streptophyta; Magnoliopsida; Solanales; Solanaceae. Bases 16 to 729 code for a protein of 237 amino acids. Gene Ontology annotation, molecular function: protein dimerization activity; DNA binding.